This is a messenger RNA of Sclerotinia sclerotiorum 1980 UF-70, 1488 nucleotides long. RefSeq lists its product as hypothetical. The record is from RefSeq and is a predicted model, not a curated record. The coding region runs from base 1 to 1488 and encodes 495 amino acids. Lineage: Eukaryota; Fungi; Ascomycota; Leotiomycetes; Helotiales; Sclerotiniaceae. The transcript has 3 exons.
AUGGGUGGAGAAACAUCCAGGAGCAUCAUCUUGGACCAUAAAAAUAUAGUCCGCAUGAUACCUUGUCCUUCAGUAUUUAUUGUUAUGGGACUGAGUGAAAACAAUGUUCUAUUUGUGGAUAGAUCACAGUAUACGGCAGUUACCGAUCAAAUACCACAGGGCCAUUUUAUAAAUCUAGAUUCACCAACUAUAACUCCUUCGACGUAUCCAACCGUCAGCGUCAAAAAUAGUGCUGAAAAGCCGCUGGUGGAAGAACCAAGCAGAAUCUACAGUACCACAGGUCUCGAUCCAAAGGAUGUCAUCAUUUUGGUCAAAACUGGUGCUACAUCCAUUUGGAGGAGGAUGCCCAUGCACAUGUCAACCACGUUGGGUAACAAAGAACUCACUCCCAAUGUCGUCUAUUACUCUGAUAUUGCGGACAAUAUCAACGGAAACCCGGUCAUUGAUUCUCUCGCAAACGUCUCCGCGACUCUCAAAGCAUCACCUGACUUUGAACUCUACAAGAAAGCCAGCGAGGCUGUCAGCCACAACUUAUAUCAAGAGAGCGGAAAUCUAGACGGUGAUUUUGAUUUACCUGGUGGCUGGAGAUUGGACAAAUACAAAUUUUUGCCCAUGUUUCAACAUGCUGCCAUCCACCACCCUGGCAAGAAAUGGUAUAUAUAUAUGGAGGACGAUAACUACUUCUUUUGGGAGACACUUUACGCAUGGCUUGCAAGUCUAGACCACACUUCUCCUCUUCUGGUCGGAUCAUCAGCUUUUAAAAUGGGCGAAAACUUUGCCCAUGGCGGGGCUGGAUUCGCCGUUUCAGGGAAAGCUAUGGCGGCUUCAUUUGGUGCAGACAAGACUUUGGCUGAAAGGUACGAAUCCUAUGCGAAAGAGCAUUGUUGUGGAGAUCAAGUCCUUUCACAUGCCAUGAAAGAAAUGGGUGUAGAGCGUCUCACGGCAUUAGACGGAGGUGGGUGGGCUGCUUUGCAAACCCUCCCGACAUGGAAAGUCGGCUUUGGUGACUGGAACUGGUGCUCACCAAUUAUGAAUAUCCACAAAGUUCAUCAAGCUGAUAUAUCCCGGUUGUUCGUUUUCGAAAACCAGUUCAUGCAGGAGACUAAAGGAAAGGGCCGAGUGCGCUACCGUGAUGUUUUUAAAUACUUCUUCGCGCCAACACUGGUUGCUACGCGCUCGGAAUGGGAUAAUUAUGCAGCAGCUAAAUCAUUUUCUUCAACGGAAGAUUCUUAUACUCCCGAGUUCAAAGAGAUAACUGAAGCGCAAAGGGAUGCAAGACCAUGGGCAUCGAAGGAAAAUUGUAGAAAGGCUUGUGCAGACUGGGAUCAAUGUUUGAGCUGGAAGUAUCAGGAUGAUGAUUGUCACCUUAGUCAUAUGGCAGCAAUGGGACGAAGGGUAAACGACGGCGUUUAUAUGGAAAGUGGGUGGAUGGUGGAUAGAAUCAAAAAGAUUGUUGAAAAGAAAGAAUGUGGUGCUUUGGAGUUUUAA